This is a messenger RNA of Cavia porcellus (domestic guinea pig), 1201 nucleotides long. It is a transcript of the gene Rab3b, whose product is annotated as RAB3B, member RAS oncogene family. The record is from RefSeq and is a predicted model, not a curated record. The transcript is spliced from 5 exons. Gene Ontology annotation, molecular function: GTPase activity; GTP binding; myosin V binding. Gene Ontology annotation, cellular component: synaptic vesicle; plasma membrane; endosome. Gene Ontology annotation, biological process: regulation of exocytosis; protein localization to plasma membrane; protein secretion. NCBI's taxonomy places the organism in Eukaryota, Metazoa, Chordata, Mammalia, Rodentia, Caviidae. Bases 142 to 801 code for a protein of 219 amino acids.
CCGCAGCGGGAGCUGAACGCAGCUGCAGAACUAGCCUCGGCGUUGGGUAGCUGAGGUGCGGACCAGAGCAGCUCCGCUGCGACCCGCCCUGCGCACUCCGCCGGGUCCCGAACCUCGCCGCGCGCCCAGCCGCAGUCCGAGAUGGCUUCAGUGACUGAUAGUAAAACUGGAGUCAAAGAUGCCUCUGACCAGAAUUUUGACUAUAUGUUCAAACUGCUUAUCAUCGGUAACAGCAGCGUUGGCAAAACGUCCUUCCUCUUCCGCUAUGCUGAUGACACUUUCAUCCCGGCCUUUGUCAGCACUGUGGGCAUUGACUUCAAAGUGAAGACGGUCUAUCGUCAUGAGAAACGAGUGAAGCUGCAGAUCUGGGACACAGCUGGGCAGGAGCGGUACAGGACCAUCACCACAGCCUAUUACCGUGGGGCCAUGGGCUUUAUUCUGAUGUAUGACAUCACCAACGAGGAGUCCUUCAAUGCUGUCCAGGACUGGGCUACUCAAAUCAAGACCUACUCCUGGGACAAUGCACAGGUUAUCCUGGUGGGAAAUAAGUGUGACAUGGAGGAAGAAAGGGUUGUUCCCACUGAGAAGGGCCGGCUCCUGGCAGAACAGCUCGGGUUUGACUUCUUUGAAGCCAGUGCUAAGGAGAACAUCAGUGUGAGGCAGGCCUUUGAGUGCCUGGUGGAUGCCAUUUGUGAAAAGAUGUCUGAUUCGCUGGACAAAGACCCUUCCAUCCUGGGUACCUCCAAGAACACGCGUCUCUCAGACACUCCACCGCUGCUACAGCAGAACUGCUCAUGCUAAGCAAGACCCGCCCUUCUAACCUCCCCUCAUUGUGCCCCCAUGCACACCUGCUUCUCCCUGAUACACACUGACCGCUCCCACCCCUGAGUAAACUGAGUUCCUACUGUUCUUUGCCAGCCCUUGGACUUUAGGCCCCAGCUACGGACAUCGAACAGCAGACUGACAGCACAGGACAUGGCAUAAUGGGUGGAGAAUUUCCUGUGCAAAAGACAACUGCAUUUUAUGAGGGGGAUUUGAUAUGGAGACUUGGAAAAAAAGAGUCUGUCUUCUACCUAUGAAAUGAGAUUUCCUCCAUUUACCGAAAUCUGACAAACCCACAUCACUCAGGGGCUGGCCAAAUAUGUAAGGUGAGGCCCACUUGCAUUGCUAAUCCUAUUAAAGAAAGCUUGGCAAAGUACAA